Molecule: messenger RNA, 808 nt
Organism: Xylaria bambusicola
Lineage: Eukaryota; Fungi; Ascomycota; Sordariomycetes; Xylariales; Xylariaceae
Exons: 3
Coding region: 128-727 (199 amino acids)
Source: RefSeq, a predicted model, not a curated record
AGAUACACAUUCUCCUCACCACCACUCAGCUCCAUCAACACAACAAUAGUCACUCGUUCACGAUAAUCUAUCAAGUCAUUCGUUCGAAUCCUUACUCUUCAUACCCAACAUCAUCCUACUUGCCAAAAUGCAGUUCUCUACUUUCGUCCUCGCCGCCCUAUCCGUGGGCUCUGCUAUUGCUGGCCCUGUCGCUGGCUUCGUGCCCUUCAACAACGCUGCUUCUAAGGUUGCUGAAGUCAAGGUCCUUGUCCAGCAGGAAGCUGCCAACAUCAACUCUGCCACCAGCGGCUCUCCCAAUGCCAAGACUGUUGCCGAUGUUCAGAAGUCCCUUCUGACUAUUGGCCGCGGUAUGAACGGCCUUAUCGACCCUGUCAACGCUCUCGCCAGCGUUGGCCCUACUUCUCUCACCAAGGAGCAGAUUGCCGCUGUCCCCCAGUUCCAGAAGGACUUCCAGACCAUCUUCGUCAACCUUGAGGGGAUUGGCAAGAGAAUCUCCAACAGCAACCUUGACAAGGCUGCCAUCUCCCAAGUCAAGCCCGAGCUCCAGUGGGUUCUCUCUUCGCCCGCUACCAUCUCUCGACCUGUCAUUGCCUUUGUAGAUGCUGCUGCCCCCAAGUACGCUACCUACAGCUACUGGUACCCUUCUCUCAUCAACAUUGAGGCUCUCAUUGUUGUUUUCCUCGGUCCCAUUGCUAUCGGCCUUGGUAUCGGCAUCAGCAUCUUGUAAAUAAUGCAACGACUUAGUUUAAUUCUUACGUGAGCUUGGAAAGGAGGAGUAGUUUGGAGGAUUUUGAUGCGAUACAGAUAU